AUGCGUGGGAAGCCUGAGAGGCUGCGUAGGGAUGUCAAGUCGGUUCAUUUUGAGAUACAGAUUUCUACUUACAACCCCAGGACAAAGACGGAGGAGAUUCAGAUCACAAGUUUGUCAAAAGCUGAGUGGUUGAUCCCUUGCAACACCAACCUCGCCAAUUGGAUGUCUUAUUGGUGCCCCAGUCCAGACGAAGUGCGAUCUGCCAGCCUGAGCUAUAAGGUGGAAGCUGCCCCGACUAAAGUUUCUCUCAAGACAUUUCCCAUUCCCAAGCGCAGGGCUAUUCACGAUGUUGUCAACGACCCCGAAUUUGGUGCUAGUAACAGCAGCCCGUCAACUCACGCCCCCCUCCUUGAUUAUUUCCCGCCCACCCGCGAAGCACAAAUCCGCUGUCACCAAAGUGCGACUUCUUCUCCGAGUCCAGCUGUGGUGCGGAUAAAGACAGUCAUCGAGCUUGGUACGAAGGCAUUCGUCAUCCGGGGCCAGCCUAAUUACAAGACGCAGCCCACCGACUCACCUAAUAUCAGCACCUUGUCAUGUUUCGUUAUCAGUGGUACAUCCAAUUUGAGAGAUGAUCUUGCAGAGCCCAUGUCUCAGAUUGGAGAAUCUGUCUUGCAGCUCCUCGCAUCUGGAAUCUUCGGCCCUUGUCGCCUCUUCUCCGACGAUACCGAAUUUUUUGUUUUGAGCACGAUACCAAGUCAAGAAGAUCCUCAAACGUAUCAAACGUUGAACGCCGCUGCAUUUGGGGCAUCGUCGCUCUGUGUUGCAGUUCCUUCGAGGAUCAACUCUUCUAAAGCUGAUCAUACGCCGUUUGCUGGACUGAGAGUUGCAGUCAAAGACUUGUUUGACCUCAAAGAAGUUCAUACGGGAUGUGGAAAUCGGGGUUACCGUAGGCUGCAUGGACCUUCAAGUGCUUCUUCCGAUGAUGUACAGCGUGUCAUCGACCUUGGAGGGGUCAUUGUUGGCAAGACCAAGACUGUUGAGUUUGGAGGGAGCCAAGAGGUUAUUGGCGACUGGUGCGACUACUUUGAUCCCAUGAAUGUCCGUGGUGAUGGAUAUCUCGCUGGGAUUGGGAGCAGCACCGGAUCAGCUUCAAGCCUAGCAGCAUACCCGUGGCUUGAUACCACUUUGGGUACAGAUGUACUCUGCUGGAAGCCAAGUAAGUUGAUGAACAAGCUGGUGGGAGCAUUCGAGACCCUGCGAUCGCUCACGGCGUGUUCGCUUUCCGCCCUUCACAUGACGGGAGGCCAACUCCAGACUCCAGACGUGGUUCUUCCUGGCGGGAUAUUUCACGCUCCCGGUUUCCUAGGAAGAGAUAUCCGCAAAAUGCAUGAGUUCGGUCGUCAUUGGCCCCAAAACUCCUCCAAAGCUGAGGUGAGCACUACGAACGCCAUUGAUGUCGCCUGGACUGACGACGCUGCAGACUCUGAGGCCGAAACGUGUGUUGUUCCCACGGGAGUACUGAUCCGACCAUUCCGGUACAAAGUCGACAUGUCCAUGGAAGAGACUUGGAAAGCUACGAAGCCCCCUAGCGCUGAAAAGGGCUUCUUCGGCACAUUCAAUGAGGCGAACUUUUAUGACCUUGAUGUACCGCGAGUUCUGGACCUACCUUGCAAAUUUCAGGUCGGAAUACCAGGAAAAAUUCAAGGCGGAUCCUUACAUGUGCAAAGUCACACAGUACCUAUGUUUCUUGAACAUUUGCUCAACGACGAGAAGACCAUUAUGAUUGUCCCUCGAUACAAAUUGGACUACCGGGAUGAAUACUUGCCCGUGCCCGAGAAUCGAGGCUUUGAGGGCUUCGACUCCAAUCUUCACGCUUCGUUAACAGGUGUGACAAACCAGAUUUUGCCCGUCAGUCAAUGUGAAUCUCAGUCUCAAGUUUCCGGGCGAAAAGAAUACUUUCCCGUUUCUCUCUCCGUCAUGGGACUCAAAGGGAUUAAUGUUGGGCUGUUGAGCCUCGUUCAUGACUUUCUAGCCGAGAAAGGACUCCCCAGUUCUCGGAAGAUUGAUCUUGUUGGGGCAGGAAUCAUUCUGACCCAAAGUCUGAACCGGAUUUGCAAGCAUACCAUGCAGAUACAGUUCUAUUCAGACAAAGCAUCUGGCCCACCGGGUGGGUUUUUGAGUCGGCAGAACACGGAAAGCGAGACGCGAGGGCACUGCAGCUACUCGAAGGCGAAGUUGCAAAAGCAAGCUUUCCGUCCGAUACUCAAAAUGGACCAUCCUAAGCACAACUUGAGCCUUACUCUGAGCCAGAAACCACACCUCAACCGCAAGUCGUUUAUGACAAUGGCCGGUUGGCCCAAUGGCAAGGCGUCUGACUACGAUUCAAUAUGUUAUCAGGAGAUUCUGGGUUCGACCCCCAGGCUGGUCAAUUUCAUUUUGGAGCGUGGGUGGGCCGAAGCACGGUUCGUUGGUUGUUCUCUGGGCGAAAAGCUUGCGUUCACCGCAUCGUCACCGGCUAACCGGUGGAAGUUGCCGCUUGCGUGGACUAGGUGGUAUCACCGUGGUAGCGAUGAUCCGACGCGUGAGCAGCUUGACGCGGUUCAGGGCCAGUCAUACGCGUUCGAGGACCUAGAUGGUAUUAGUACCUAG
Messenger RNA from Colletotrichum lupini, 2589 nucleotides. RefSeq names its product glutamyl-tRNA(Gln) amidotransferase. The transcript has 21 exons. NCBI's taxonomy places the organism in Eukaryota, Fungi, Ascomycota, Sordariomycetes, Glomerellales, Glomerellaceae. The coding region runs from base 1 to 2589 and encodes 862 amino acids. The record is from RefSeq and is a predicted model, not a curated record.